This is a messenger RNA of Triticum turgidum subsp. durum (durum wheat), 1263 nucleotides long. The record is from the annotation of a GenBank genome assembly. NCBI's taxonomy places the organism in Eukaryota, Viridiplantae, Streptophyta, Magnoliopsida, Poales, Poaceae.
AUGGCGGCGGAAAUCCAACAGCAGGACGCAGCCGAAGGCAUUGUGAUCGCCGGCGCCGGACUGGCCGGCCUCGCCGUCGCUCUGGGACUCCACAGGAAGGGCGUCCGGAGCGUGGUGCUUGAGUCGUCGCCGGAGCGUCGCACGUCCGGCUUCGCCUUCUUCACCUGGACCAACGCCUUCCGCGCGCUUGACGCCCUUGGGGUCGGAGACAAGAUGAGAGGCCGACAUCUGCAGCUGCAGGGGUUGCGGGUCAUGUCUUCGUCUACGGGGGAAAUAGCGCGAGAAAUGGAUCUCCGGGUGAAAGGAAAACUGGGACCCCAUGAAGUCCGCUGCGUGCAGCGUAACGCGCUGCUCCAGGCGCUGGAGGAAGAGCUGCCGCCAGGCACCGUCCGCUACUCCUCCAAGAUCGUUUCCAUCGACGACAAGGACGGCGGCGGCGACGGUGCCAAGAUCCUCCAUCUCGCCGACGGCUCGACUCUCCGUGCAAAGGUGCUGAUCGGUUGCGACGGGAUCAACUCGGUGGUCGCGAAAUGGCUUGGGCUCGCGAAGCCGUCCGAGUCGGGGCGCACGGCCACGCGGGGGCACGCCAGGUACCCCGAAGGCCACGGCUUCGAGCCCAAGAUCCUGCAGUUCGUCGGCGAAGGCUUCCGCGCCGGCUUGGUGCCCUGGAGCGACACCGAUGUCUACUGGUUCUUCACCUGGAGUCCAGCUCCUUCCCAGGAUGCCAACGGCAAGGACGAUGGCGUCGUCGACCGGAGCGCCGCCGCGAUGAAGCAGUUCGUGCUGACCCAGAUGAGGGGCGCCAAGGUGAGCCCUGAGGUGCUGGAGGCCGUGGAGAGGAGCGAGAUGAGCGACGUGCUCGCCGCACCGCUGCGGUUCCGCUCCCCGCUCUCGCUCCUGUUCGCCAGCAUCAGCAAGGGGAACGUGUGCGUCGCCGGCGACGCGCUCCACCCGACGACGCCGGACCUGGCGCAGGGCGCGUGCACGGCGCUCGAGGACGGCGUCAUCCUCGCCCGGUGCCUCGGCGACGCCAUCGUAGGUGCCGGCUCCGGGGAGCAGAAGGAGAGGGCCAUGGCUGCCCUGCGCAGGUACGCUGGCAUCCGGCGGUGGAGAAGCGCACAGGUGAUCGCGGUGUCGUACGCGGUGGGGUUCGUGCAGGAGAGCGACCACUCCGUGGUGAGCUUCGUGCGGGACAAGCUGCUGUCCGGGGUGCUCGCCAAGACGCUGCUCAUGAUGCCGGACUACGAUUGCGGCAAGCUCUGA